GAAGAAGAAGAAGAAGAAGAUGGGUUCUGAUUUGAAUUCAUCAGUUCAUAUAGUGCUAUUUCCAUUCAUGUCAAAAGGCCACACAAUUCCGAUGCUCCAAAUCGCACGCCUCCUCCUACUCCGCCGCGGAAUCACCAUCACCAUCUUCACCACCCAUGCAAACUCUCCUUUCAUCCGUCAAUCUCUAUCCGAUACACAACCCAAUGUCUCAGUCAUCGAACUAGAUUUUCCAACAAACAUCCCGGAGCUCCCACCGGGUAUCGAGAGCACCGAUCAAUUCCCUUCCAUGUCUCUCUUCAUCCCUUUCGCUAACGCCACCAAACUGAUGCAACCAGACUUCGAGAAAGCCCUCAACAACCUCUCUAUCUCCGGUGGUGUCAACUGCAUAAUCUCCGAUGGCUUCUUAUUUUGGACUCAGAAAUCCGCUGAGAAAUUUUCCAUUCCAAGACUUGUCUUCUACGGCAUGAACAACUACGUCAUGACUCUCUGCCGAAUCCUCGGCAGGAAUCGUUCCCAUCUAAAACUCGGUCUUGACGAGCCCUUCACCGUGCCUGGUUUCCCAUCGGUCAAGCUCACCUUAAACGAUUUCGAGUCACCCAUGAACGAUUCCAAUCCCCAGGGCCCACACUUCGAAUUUAUAGUGGAAACAGGGAUAGCUACGUCUAAAAGUCAAGGACUCGUGGUCAACAGCUUCUACGAGCUCGAGCCUGCUUUCUUGGACUAUUGGAAUCGUGAGUUCGUUCCUAAGGCCUGGUGUGUGGGACCCUUUGGCUUGGUGGAAAAAACGAAGUACGACCAGGCAGCGGAGAAAUCCAACCCCAAACCCGAUUGGAUCAAAUGGCUUGACCAGAAAUCGGUCGAGGGCCGGUCUGUUCUGUAUGUAGCGUUUGGGUCUCAGGCAGAGAUCACGAAGGAGCAGCUAAGAGAGAUGGCAGCUGGGUUGGAGAGGUCGGAAGUGAGUUUCUUGUGGGUGGUAAGAUCGAAGGGAAGUGAAGGGUUGGAAGAGUUGGAGGAGAAGGUGAAGGGGAGAGGAUUGGUGGUGAGGGAGUGGGUGGAUCAGGUGGAGAUAUUAGGGCAUGAGAGUGUGAAGGGGUUUAUGAGUCAUUGUGGUUGGAACUCGGCGUUGGAGGGUAUAUGUACGGCGGUUCCGAUCUUGGCAUGGCCGAUGAUGGCGGAACAGCAUUUGAACGCUCGAAUGGUGGCGGAAGAGCUGGGCGUGGGAUUGAGAAUUUUAGGAAGUAACGGGUCGGUUCGUGGGUUUGUGGGUGCAGAGAUUGUGGAGAAGAUGGUGAGAGAGUUGAUGGAGGGAGAAGAAGGGGAAAAGGUGAGCAAGAAGGUGAAGGAGGUAGGGGAAGCUGCUAGGAAGGCCAUGGAAGAAGGUGGGUCGUCUUGGCGUACAUUAGAUCAGCUCAUUGAUGAGACUUGCAGGAAUACGGACCCAACUCAUUUACUUCCGUGACUGU
This is a messenger RNA of Telopea speciosissima, 1463 nucleotides long. RefSeq names its product UDP-glycosyltransferase 90A1-like. Lineage: Eukaryota; Viridiplantae; Streptophyta; Magnoliopsida; Proteales; Proteaceae. Bases 20 to 1459 code for a protein of 479 amino acids. The record is from RefSeq and is a predicted model, not a curated record. Gene Ontology annotation, molecular function: UDP-glycosyltransferase activity. The transcript has a single exon.